AAAACAUCAUGCUGCGGUUUGAAGGCCACAAUUACUUUCGGCAACGGUUGCUGCUGGCGACUCUCAGCAACCAGCCUGUUCGCAUUGACAAGAUCCGGUCGGAAGACGAGGACCACCCGGGAUUGGCUGACUAUGAAGCAAGCUUUCUUCGCCUGCUGGAAAAGGCCACGAACGGCGCAACCAUCGAGAUUUCGUAUACGGGCACGACAGUAGUAUACCGUCCAGGUGUCAUUAUCGGCGGCAAGGUGCAUCAUGACUGUCCUCCGUCGCGGGCCAUUGGUUAUUUUUUGGAACCCAUGAUUGCACUUGGACCUUUUGGCAAAUAUCCCUUGCAGCUGACACUGACGGGUAUUACGAAUGAUAAUGUGGAUGUAUCUGUGGACUCUUUGAGAACGGUUCUUUUGCCGCAUCUGAGACGGUUUGGUGUGGAGGAAGAUUUGGAGCUAAAGAUUAGCAAACGAGGAGCACCGCCAAAAGGGGGCGGCGAGGUCUUUUUCCGCUCUCCAAUCGUGCGCCAACUCAAACCCGUACAAUUUAUUGAGGAGGGCCAAAUCAAACGCAUUCGAGGCAUUGCGUACGCAACUCGAAUUUCACCACAAAUGGCAAACCGAACUGUUGAGGCCUCUCGUAGCAUGCUGACACAGUUCAUCCCGGACGUUUAUAUUUACACCGAUGUCUACAAGGGACCGGAGAGCGGUUUAUCACCUGGAUAUGCGCUGACACUGGUCGCGGAAUCAACGACUGGAGCAUUGCUUUCUGCAGAAUGUGCCUUUCAACCACGGCGACCGACAACCGGUGUGGAUAAUGGCGACGAAGCGAGUACACGAGGCGUGGAGGCCAUGCUUGUAAAUGACUACCACUUUGCGACCCCAGAAGAUCUCGGCGUGCAUACAACUCGAGUUCUCCUGGAAGAAAUCAAAAAGGGCGGAUGCUUUGACACUGUGAGUCAGUGGCUGGGCGUAUUGUUCUUGGCGCUUGGGCCAGAAGAUGUUGGUAAAAUCCGCAUCGCAAAGCUUUCUCCUUUCACAAUACAAUACCUGCGCGAUAUCAAGACUUUCCUUGGUCUUACCUUUAAAAUUACGCCUGACCACAGCAACCAGACAGUAAUAUUGACCUGUCUUGGGGUUGGGUACACCAACGUCAACAAGAGGGUCGCAUAAGUUUCUUAAGGGCGAUAGACUCGUUUGUAUAGUUUUUAAUAGCUGCACCUUUCCAGUAGAUUGUAUAUAGAUAACGCGUAUAUGCUUAGAUCCGACAACCCAGUGUCAUACUGCUGUGACAUGCGCAAUUGAAGGAAACAAUAGCUUUUUGUACACACGAAGGUGACAACAGUACGGCAAGGAUGACUAAUGGCA
Messenger RNA from Spizellomyces punctatus DAOM BR117, 1355 nucleotides. RefSeq names its product 18S rRNA biogenesis protein RCL1. NCBI's taxonomy places the organism in Eukaryota, Fungi, Chytridiomycota, Chytridiomycetes, Spizellomycetales, Spizellomycetaceae. Gene Ontology annotation, cellular component: nucleolus. The transcript is spliced from 4 exons. Gene Ontology annotation, biological process: ribosome biogenesis; endonucleolytic cleavage of tricistronic rRNA transcript (SSU-rRNA, 5.8S rRNA, LSU-rRNA). Gene Ontology annotation, molecular function: RNA endonuclease activity. Bases 9 to 1160 code for a protein of 383 amino acids. The record is from RefSeq and is a predicted model, not a curated record.